AUGUACAGUAACGAGCGAACCGUUACGAUUGGUGAUCGCGUCACCUUGAUUCUGCUCUUAAAGGGUUUAUGUGAGCUCUUCGAGGAUGACGAUACCUCUCAGCACACUUUCGGAGGAGAAGGGAACGUCGUCAAAAGAAGCGCUCAGAUUCCAGCAUACUGUGAAGCAAUCCUUGGCAAAAUAAGGAUGGACGGAUCUUCUACAGGCUCAGAACGUGUAUUGCAAACAUCGACGACGAGUUUGGCAGGCACGGAUUCGCAGACAAUUUCUGCAACUGAUCUGAUGGGCUGGGUCUUUUACAAAACGACGAAAAUGUGCUAUAAGAAAUUCAACGUCGAUUUAACUUCUGAUGAGGCAGAGAAGAAAUGCAAUGGCUAUGAUGGACACUUAGCAUCCAUUCAUUCUAUGGAACAGAAUCAAUUUCUUUUAGGCAAAUCAAAAAAAGUGUUCAUUCCAGAACUCAACCCAGAAAACGAUUCAGUCUGGAUAGGAUUAAAAUUGGAGGGAUCAUGUGACCCUUCUUCUCGUCAGGAACAUUGGUUGGAUGGUUCGGACGUCGAUUUCCAUAACUGGAAAGAAUGGGAACCGAAUAAUCUAAAUUGUGAGGAAUACUCCGUAUAUAUGGAUCAAACAGGAGGAUGGUACGACUUUCCGGAUAACGAAAGUAAUCCCUUCAUUUGCGAAACUGACGACAAUUCCUACUGCUCCAUCCACGCGACUUGA
Molecule: messenger RNA, 723 nt
Organism: Necator americanus (New World hookworm)
Lineage: Eukaryota; Metazoa; Nematoda; Chromadorea; Rhabditida; Ancylostomatidae
Exons: 7
Coding region: 1-723 (240 amino acids)
Molecular function (GO): signaling receptor activity
Source: RefSeq, a predicted model, not a curated record